This is a messenger RNA of Pecten maximus, 8296 nucleotides long. Its product is annotated as frizzled-9-like. The coding region runs from base 191 to 2008 and encodes 605 amino acids. Gene Ontology annotation, cellular component: plasma membrane. Gene Ontology annotation, molecular function: Wnt receptor activity; Wnt-protein binding. The record is from RefSeq and is a predicted model, not a curated record. NCBI's taxonomy places the organism in Eukaryota, Metazoa, Mollusca, Bivalvia, Pectinida, Pectinidae. The transcript has a single exon. Gene Ontology annotation, biological process: non-canonical Wnt signaling pathway; canonical Wnt signaling pathway.
GUUGAUCUACUGUCAGUGUUAUAAACAGAGUGUCCAUAUCGCUCCCACAGUUGGCUGCUCUCUCGGCACACAUACAGAGAGCAUGUGUCUAUCGUCGAGAUAUCGACAGUCUACUGGCGGUGGUGAAAGACGACUUCAUCCAAGUAAUACAUAAAGUACCGUUGGGAUAUAUAUCAUAUUCGGACGUUUUAUGAAUGCAUUCUUCGAAAUGUAUGUGUGGAUUUUAAGUGUUCUUUUUGUCGUCUGCUACGCUGUCCCGGGCUCGGUCCACGGUAUAUCGCCGUUUGACACACGACCCCACUAUCAAAGAUGCGAGAGAAUAACAAUUCCGAUGUGUUUGGAUAUGAAAUACAAUUUGACUCGCAUGCCAAAUCUUGUCGGACAUCAUAACCAAAAGGAUGCAGCUAUCCAAAUUCAUCAAUUUUUACCACUGGUACAACUAAGCUGCUCCAGACUGUUACGUUUUUUCCUGUGCUCACUGUUUGCUCCAAUGUGUACUGAAAUGGGGGACGAGACAUUUAUCAUACCUGUCUGUCGUUCCAUGUGUAUUGAGGUACGUACGAAGUGUGAACCUUUACUUAGCAGGUUCAGUUUCGAGUGGCCACCAAUGUUAGACUGUUCAAAACUACCGAACAAGGACGAUCGGACACCUAUUAAUCUGUGCAUGGAGGCUCCGAAUGUCACCUCUGAUCACGAAUUUGACUCGGGUAUGUUCGGGUCGGAAGCUGAAAGUGCUGAAUGGUGGAAGAUAUUAGAGAGUUGGAGAGAGAAAAAGAUGCCAAAUUAUGACGAUAACAAUUCCAAGACGAAACUUGUUCGGGUGACUAAACCUCCGCCGUACAAGUGUCCCGACCGAUACGUGCACGUGGAAAAAAUAGACAGGAAUAACUCGUGUGCUCCUAAGUGCAACAUUGACGUUUUCUUCCGCCAAGAAGACAAACGAUUUGCGGAAAUUUGGACCAUUGUUUGGGCUUCUUUCUGCUGUCUAUCAACAGUCAUGACAUUCCUUACGUUUGUCAUCGACACCAGUAGAUUUAAAUAUCCUGAGAGACCCAUCAUAUUCUUGUCCAUGUGCUAUGCUAUAUACUCCAUGGCGUUUAUGAUCCGUGCCAUCACAGGUCCUAACGCUAUUUCUUGUGAUAAAACUCGAGAUGGGACGGAAUUCUUGAUUCAGGAGGGACUGGAGAGUACGUGGUGUAUUAUAGUGUUUUUAAUCUUGUACUUCUUUGGGAUGGCGAGUUCGCUGUGGUGGGUGAUUCUGACUGUCACAUGGUUCUUGGCAGCCGGUAGGAAGUGGGGCCAGGAAGCUAUAGAAGCCCUUAGUAGCUACUUCCACUUGGCUGCCUGGGCCAUACCCGCUAUAAAGACCAUUAUUAUACUUACAAUGCGUCGUGUUGAUGGGGACGAACUGACCGGUCUCUGUUUCGUAGGCAACCAGGAUCCAGCAGCUUUAACUGGUUUUGUUUUAGCGCCGUUAAUUGUAUAUUUAAUUACAGGCACACUCUUUAUUUUAGCUGGAUUCGUUGCUUUGUUCCGUAUCAGAAACAAUUUGAAAAUGGACGGAAGUUCAAAUAUUAGAAAACUUGAAAAAUUAAUGGCCAAAAUUGGUGUUUUCUCUGUCUUGUAUACUGUGCCAGCAACGUGUGUUAUUGGGUGUUAUUUCUAUGAACGGGUACACUUUCCCAUAUGGACAAAGCAGUCAAUGGACACGCCAUGUCGUUUGUCCAAAAACCACAAAGACUGCACACUGGACAAAUCCAUACCUACAGUGGAGGUUUACAUGUUGAAAAUAUUCAUGUCACUCGUUGUAGGAAUCACGAGUGGGAUGUGGAUUUGGAGUUCAAAAACUGCAAAAUCUUGGAGUAACUUUUGUUCACGGAGAUUCACAAGGCGGAAGUCCAAUUUUAAUGGUGCAGGAACUGCGGGGUACCACCAGGCACCUGUCAUAGUGAUGAAAUCACAACACGGCCAAAAGUAUGUACCCAAACCGAGCGGAUCACGGGUGUAAAUGUGUAAAUGUGUGACUGUGUACAUGUGUAUAGAUGUGAGGAACGUGCCAAUUUAGUAGUAUGCGUGUCAUUCGUGUGCGACUGGAGAAUUGGCGGAAGUCUUUCAGGUUUUGUUUCAUUAUAAUAACAGGUCCAGUGGAUUCUACUAUUUAUAAUUGCGUUAUGUUAUAAAAUAUACAUACUGCAGUUUGAAGGUUUGAAUACACAAAAUGUUGAUUGAUAAUUUAUACGCUGAAGAAGGUGAAUAGUUAAUUAAUUUUAAAAACAAAUCAAAAUCUUCAAAGGUAUUUUAGAAAGCACCGAAAUGUUCAACCUCGCUUUAUUCAAUAUUUUAGGGUGCUUAAUUAUAAUAUCAGGUUUGUCAACGUAGGUACAUGGACCAAGUUUCUACACGGCAAUAUUUACAUGUUCUCAGUACAGGAGAGUUAAGUUUGGGUAGGAUAUUAGACCGAUUAAUUACGCUGUCUAUAGCGACUUAAUUUCGGUAUUUGGAGUAUCACAAGGUCUAGUUGGCAAAGGGAAUUCUAGCUUUAUUGCUACCCAUCAACCACUCUACAAAUAGGGGUUUAAUAUUUCAACGUGGAAUCUGUGUUGUAUGUGCUAUUACCGGGACCACAAUACAUUGUCGUUGUAUAACAUUACACAGGGCUAUCGAGUUUACGAUACAUCGGCACUACAGUGCAAUGGAGCAAUACUCCGGUAUUGUCGUCACGUCCGUCAGUAGGGGACAUCAGAUACCCCUCCUAUUCUACACCAACUAAUGAUAUAAUCGUUCGCUAAUAUCCCCCGCUUUGUCUAUAUAUCCUUUGUCCAGAUAGGCGGAGUUCCACCAAUUUUCUCCUUUUUUUCAUUUUUAAAAAGGAUAAUUCCAUUUAAUUCUUAGGUAGCAUACUUUGUACGGUAGCUAACUUUUCAUGUUUUUUUUUUUCACUUCAAAUUAAAACCCCGCACAGGUAGUGUGUUUUUUUCAAGUCUGUUGAACAAUUAAAACAUUGUUAAGUCGAGUUUUUAUUUCCGUCGGUCGUAAAUUUCCCAUCUCGAUUUGAGAUGAUAUUCAUGUGCCCUCAAGCAAUUCUGUCUUGCUGUUUUAAAUAAAUUAUUUUUUCUUAAAUAAGGAAUAACUUAUAACAAACAAGAAUUAUUCAUGAGGUAGACGCUAGUAUUUAUAUUUCAGACCACCGAUGCAUUUCGCCCUGAGUGGGAAGCGGCAAUCGAUUUUUGUUGUUGUGUAGUCGGUAUAGUGUACUGGCAGUUAACGAAAACUGCGCCGAGUGUAACAGUUGUGUAUAUUAUUAGGUAUAUCGCGAAUAUUACUCUUUCCUCUCGUUAAAAGUAAGUCUCCUACCAAUGACACGAUAAUUUACUCCUAAUGUACAGUUGCUUAUUUUUAUUUACUCUCUCCAAGAAAUGGAAGCCGUAUUUUUCAGCCAUUAAGUAGAUGUUUUUCUUGGCUAUUAAUGUUCUACGUGGAUAUGAUAUUUCCACUUAAGAUAAGUGUACGCAAUCAUAGGUAAGGUUACCACGUGUUCGGAACAUUUUUCUAUUUUUUUCCCGGUUAAUGACAAUAAUAUAGAUUAUACCCAGAACAAUAUGUAUCAUACAAAGACUACUGCCAAUGUAGUUUCUAUUUUCAGUCAUAUUUCUAUGAGCAUUGAAAAUAUGACUUAGUAUAUCUAUCUUCGGUUUAGUAAUUAAGUAAUUUUGUGAAAAUUCCACGUUUUUUCUUUCAUUUGGUUGGUUUUGCUCGAGAUCAAAUAACCGUUACAGUCGAGGCGGACGGCAUUUUGAUGAGAGUGUGAUAGUUUGCAGACGAUGUUCCAAUACAAGGCAGCGGGGACUCGGGAGAAAACUGCUAUUCCAGCUGCCACUAAUUUCAUACUUUCUUUUCAUCUUUUUAUGUAGUUACUGGUUUUUGGACGGCGAGUACCACAACAUUAACUAAAUAACAUUCAGGCAAUUCAAGGCGCUUACCCAUUACGCUAGUGUAUAUAAACGCAUAUCGGCUACUGGGAUAGUAAAAUUGCUCUUUUUCUUUAUCUGAAGUUGAGCUUGUAAAUGCUAUUUUAUAUGUCAGGGAUUGGGCAUUAGCUUAUAAAUAUCUUUCUGUAUGAAGCCGUAUGUUUAAGACUGGGUUAUAAUUUUGUUUAUAGCGUUGUACGCCGAAUGUUCGGUUCGAUGUUGGUCAAUUUUAAUUCUCUAUCCGAGGUUAAAUAUUGGGCGGUAUUAUGAUUUCUCUAUCCCAGGAUGAACAUUUUGAUUAAUGUUGUUUCUUGUCCCAGGUUAAAACUAAGGCUGUACCUCUGGGUUGUAGCUCUUACCCAGGUUUAAGCUAGCAUUGUACUUCUGUCCUAGGUUAAAGCUGAUCUUGUAACAAUGAUUUCUGUGUCCCAGAUUUGUGACGCUGUUUCUGUGUCCAAGGUUUGUGACACUGUUUUCUGUGUCCAAGGUUUGUGACACCAUUUUCAGUGUCCCAUGUUUGUGACAGUUUAACUUUUCUCUAUCCCAGGUUUGUAACAAUGUUGUCUAUAGUCCAGGUUGAAGCUGAGGUUUGUGACAUUUUUUUCUGUGUCCCAGGUUUGUGACACUGUUUCUGUGUCACAGGUUUGUGACACUGUUUUCUGUGUCCCAGGUUUGUGAAACCGUUUUCUGUGUCCCAGGUUUGUGACACUGUUUUCUGUAUCACGGAUUUGUGACACUUGUUUUCUGUGAUCAAUGCUAAAAAUCGGUUUUUGGCAGUGUUUUCUGUUUCCAAGGUUUUUGACAUUAAUUUGAUAAAUUCUAUGUCCCAAGUAUAUGCCAUUAAUUUCUAUACCACAGGUAAAACAUAGGUUGUAACACUGUUUUCUGUGUCUCAGGUUUGUUGCACAGUUUUCAUGUGCCCCAGGUUAAACAUUGGUUUUAAUAUUUUUUUCUCGACACUAAAUUACAAUAUUCUAAUAAUUUAUUUAAAUUACUCGUCCGAUACUUUAAUAGAUCAAAGCUCUUUAAACUCCAUAAACUUGCUUUAGGUCAAUAAUUUUAAUGAAGCUGUCCAUUUUUACGGUAUAUUUGCAUAUUGAUAUUUGAUACGAGAAUGAAAACUUCAAUAUACACAUACCGUUGAAAUGUGAGUCAGGCACCGAGAUGAUUUAAUGAUAACAUUUAAUGCUGUACGUGUAUUAAUAAUCACUAAAAACUAAAUUAGUUAGUGGUUCAAAGUCAAUUGUACAUACAAUGUAUACUAGUUCAGUCGAAAGUGUUAACUAUGUCGCAAUAACUUCAAUAUAUUGUCUUUUUUUCUGUAUCUGUACUUACAAUGCAGUCAGAAAAAGUCGAUUUCUUGCACCAAAGUUCAUUCACUUCAACUGGGUUUUAAUCCAUGAAAAUGAUUACCUAAAACUGUUCUGUCCUUUAAAACUUGAGAAUUCAACAGAUUACAUGCAAAGAGAUGAACAGGAAUAUAAAUAACUCUCUUUUAAUUAGGGCUCGGCCACUUAUAUACAGGUAAAUACAUACAGGUAAAUAUGAAUGUGUUAUAUAUACAGUAUACCGACCUUAUAAAUAGGUGUAGUUAUAAUGUAAUAUUAGCUAUAUUGUAUAUGGAAGAUUGAUAUUGUCAAUCUUAGUCUACACAAAGUGUCCUUUGUAUACAAUGUAAUAUGAAAAACGACACACUUCCUGUACACUCUGUAUUGUUCCGGAUUUAGUAUAAGAAUUUCUUUGGCAUAUCUGUCCAGAAAGCAUGUAAAACCACAAAUCUACGUCGACAUAAUGUAUCUAAUUAACGUAAUUAAUAUGCCCGUUAAGUCAGAAUUUUUAAUUUCUUGUACGUGUUGCUAAUUAAUUCAAAUUAAUACAUUAUCAACAGGGAGUGUUUGAGCAUUUUCCUCUCAUUACCCAACUUUUCACAUCUAAUUUUAAUGUAUUCAUGGCAUAUAUAUAGAUACAGAAAAGUAUGUUAUAAUGUAAACUUAUUAUCCUUGUAGUAUUGAUGUAAACAUUAGAAGAAAACACUUCAAUAAUUGAUAUAGCAAAAGUUGUUUUGACGUGGCCAACAUCUGGCGAGUCUCCGUGCAUGAGCACUGUCCCUAACAUGAGUAAGAUUUAUUUUUGUUUUUUUUAAUGAAAGUUUCAAUUAUUAUUUCAAAUUCUGUUUUACCUGUGUAAGACUACAGCUUUAUACAGAGAAAGAUCUAUAGCCUGAUCCGAAACAAUGAAAUAACAGAAAAUGUUACAGAAUAUCUAAUCAACUUUGAAAUUUUGAUUUUCAUUGGUUUAUGCCACGCAAGGAAUUAGGUAACCCCUGAGAUUCUGACCUCCGUCCCCGGAGAGCGUCUAGCUGGUAUGAUUAACUUCUAGAGACGUCUGAUGUUUAUCGUCAACACUAAUUAGUGUGUGCCAUCUUUUUUUUAUCAUUUUCUGUCAAUUUUCUAUCGAUUUUGAAAGUUUAAUUACAUUGGCAGACCUCUGUCUAAAUGAAACGAUGUCACUACAAGGUCACUACGAUUGUUAACUAACACUUUUUAAGUUCAAAAUAUUGGAGUGAUAUGGAUUGGUUGAAGACUGUUAGCGAAAUGAUCCCGUACAGGACGCCCAGAUCAUUGUAAUACUUGGGCAUUGUGGAUUCGAUAUAUUGAAGCGGUAUUCAGUAUUUGGUUCCAAUAGAAAAUCGUACUUACUUACGGCACUUUAACGAUUUGUAACAAUAACGAUGAAUGGCCUUGUCCGAUGAGAGCCAUUACCCUUUAACAAAUAUAAGCAUAGAUUUAUGAUAGGUCUUUUUGAUCUUAAAGUACUGCACUAAAUAUUUUUUCAACAGGCUGUUUGAUGAAAGCGAACAUGUUUGUUUUUGUCGAUACGAAUCCGUACAACAUACUCUGGCCUUGUAGAUACUUUACCUUAAUUUAUCUGCCCAAAAUCAACAAAAAUAGUAUUUAUGAUAUUCACCGAUCUAAUGAAACUCCCCGAAUCGGGCGUUCAUAGGGAUAUAACAGCACUCAUAAAUCACCUUUCUCUUCAGGCCCGGGUGAUUGAACUCGCCUCAUACAAAUAUAUACACCAGAUUGGAAUUUCGCAUGUAGCUAUGAAACAUAUUAAAAUUGUAUAUGUACUGUGGUAUGUAUUUGUAGCUUAUACUUAUGUAAAAUAAUUCCUACGUGGCCAGGGGAAAUGAGUAACGCCUAACGUUAAAUCAGACAGCCUUUAUAAAAGUUAGUGGAUAACUUUCUUGAACAAAGAAAACAAAACAUUUGCCGUAUUGUACACAGCCUAUAUACACAGUGCUUACACGUGUCUCUAAAUAGAUAUAAAAUACUAUUCCCAUUCAAAUCCAACUAUACAUAGUUGUCUAUACAAUUUCGCUUCGAUGUCCCUGGAAAAUUAGAAAUAUAUUCAUAUGUUAAAUGGGUCUGAUCGACAAGCAUUGUGCUCGCGUAUAGUAAGCCGUACUUUGAUGUCCCCAAUCAACAAGCUUUGUCCUUUGUAGAACACGUCUGCUUUAUCACGCUACACAGAUCGACACAGAUUUCAGUUGAAAUAUUGCCGUAUAUAUUUUUUACUGUAUUUUAUUUCUUACCUGGAUCAGAAAGGGUCAUAACUUAACACAGGGAAUACUUUAAUACGAGGGGGAAAUCGCCUUCCGGAUAUACUUGACCGGAAUUUAGUUAUUAUUUAAAUUCCAUGUUUUAAUUUAUCUGGAUAAUCCGGUAAUGCAAUUUUUUUUCCGGAUUAAAGAUUUUUUGUGUAACUUAGUAUAACCUGGAAGUACUUAAUUAAGAUAUUUACUUUUCGUACGAGACAUAGGGCAGGACAUUUAUUAUGAUGAAACACAAAUAAGACGGAAAGCAACUUCUGCCGUGAACCGGAAGUCGGUGUGAGGUAUGACUGAAGUUGGUGCGAGGUGAAAUUGAUUUGAGGUGCGAGAAAAUGUACGGUGCACUUUAUGUGAGAUACACGGGUAGCACUCGGUUUGAAUGUGAAAGGGCAAUAUGUUUGUAAGAAAAUGUAUAUGCUUGUGAAUUUAUGAGAAAUGUGCAUUAUGUAUAACUAUUAUAGUGCUAGAUGCAGCAGAUAGUUGCAUCUUUAAAACAAUUUGUAAAACAUUGAUUUUAAGGCGCCCUGUCUUGGGAAUAGCGUGUCCUGGUGGUGUUUGUCUGAAGCAAUAAUGAAACCCAACAGGGGAUACUACUCUCAUGACAAGACGUCAGCAUUGCAUUAUAAUGCCACCCAAUUAGGAGGCAAUCUUUCAAAGUUGUUGAUAUUGUAAUAUGGCAAAAAGUUUAUUAAUAAAAUAUUGUUUUUCUUAAAAA